AUGUCGGUUCAACUUGAGUAUAGUAAUCUUGGAGAGUCAGGAUUAAAGGUAGCACCAAUUAUUAUCGGAUGCAUGACCUUUGGAUCCAAGAAGUGGUAUGAUUGGGUUAUUGAAGACGAAGAAGAGAUCUUUGGAAUUCUCAAGAAAUGUUACGAUGCAGGAUUAAACACCUUUGAUACCGCAGAUGUUUAUUCCAAUGGGUUGUCAGAAAUAAUUUUGGGUAAGUUUCUCAAAAAAUACGAUAUUCCAAGAGAAAAUGUUGUGAUUUUAUCAAAGUGCUUUUUUCCCGUUAGUAAGGACGAUAUUGGUUCAAAAUCUUUCACAAAUCCUUCAUCAAAAGGUCCAGAGUAUGCCAACUCAAUUGGUUUAUCACGUAAACACAUUUUAGACGCGGCAAAAGCAUCGGUUGAGAGAUUGGGUACUUAUAUGGAUGUCUACCAAAUCCAUAGAUAUGAUCCCACGACUCCAAACCACGAGAUUAUGCGCGCAUUAAACGAUGUGGUUGAAGCCGGAUACACGAGAUACAUUGGAGCAUCCUCCAUGAGGGCCGUAGAGUUUGCACAAUUGCAGUUUGUUGCUGAGAAGCAUGGAUGGCACAAGUUCAUUAGCAUGCAAAACUACUACAACUUGUUGUACAGAGAAGAGGAGCGGGAGAUGAUUCCAUUUUGUAAGAAUAAUGAUAUCAGCAAAGUAGGCAUUAUCCCAUGGAGUCCAAUUGCUAGAGGAGUCCUUGCACGACCAGUGGGAAAACCUUCGGAAUCACAUGGCAACCGCCUGAACAAUGAUAACUAUAUUAGUGGUUUAGGUUUGAACAAGUUAUCCGAUGCUGAUGUAGAAAUCGUCAACAGGGUCGAGAAACUUGCUAAUAAGCACCACAAGUCAAUGGCAGGAAUUGCAACGGCUUGGUCAUUGGCGAAAGGAUGUAAUCCAAUUGUUGGAGUCAACUCUCAAAAACGUGUUGAAGACUUGGUAACUGCUACUCAGAUCAAACUCACUGAGGAAGAAAUCGCUUAUUUAGAUGAGCCAUACGUUGUUAAAGCCGUACAGUCAUAA
Molecule: messenger RNA, 1053 nt
Organism: Lodderomyces elongisporus
Lineage: Eukaryota; Fungi; Ascomycota; Pichiomycetes; Serinales; Debaryomycetaceae
Product: aldo/keto reductase
Exons: 1
Coding region: 1-1053 (350 amino acids)
Source: RefSeq, a predicted model, not a curated record